Messenger RNA from Striga asiatica, 357 nucleotides. The record is from the annotation of a GenBank genome assembly. Lineage: Eukaryota; Viridiplantae; Streptophyta; Magnoliopsida; Lamiales; Orobanchaceae.
AUGCCAGCUAAGGCACCUCCGUCUUUCGUGAGGUCUAAACACCCACGAGGCCCUCGAAACGCUGGUUUUAUGGAUAGAAAGAAAGGGUUGGAGGAGGGAUAUGAUAGGGUUGGAGCUGUCCUGCGGUCUGAGCCGAGCUCGAAAGCGAAAAGACAGCUACUCUCGAUCCCUUGUUCAACCGCUUAUCAGGUUUCUGAGGAACUCAUCUACUACCUAUGUCGCCUAACUACCGUGUUAAACUACCGUUGGUCAAUCAACAACUCCUCUAGUCGAUAUCAAUAUCAAGGCAAGGAACUCUCAGCCGAAAAAGAACUCACCCUUGCUUUAGCUCCCCUAAAUUCCAAGAAUAGGGAAUGA